AAAUAGCACCAGGCGGUUACCUUCAGGUGACUAAAUGAGGCUUCAUCUCAGCACACAAGCUUAGAAAGCUUUACGAUCAGUCCAGCUUGCUAUGGUGAGGAAAUAGCACGAAAAAGAGUACAGAUGGAAGUCGACUUCAUCAAAAUAUCCAGUCAAUUUCCAAACAGACAUUGCAAAUGGAUAUAAACAAGCUGAACAUAACCUUGCUUCGGAUCUUCCGUCAAGGAGUGGCUGCAGCUUUAGGACUCUUACCUCAACAAGUGCACAUCAAUCGCCUCAUUGCAAAGAAGAACAGUAUUGAACUGUUUGUGUCUCCCAUAAACCGUAAAACAGGAAUUUCUGAUGCUCUGCCCUCUGAGGAAGUUCUUCGUUCACUUAAUAUCAAUGUUUUGCAUCAAAGUUUAUCCCAAUUUGGAAUUACAGACGUCUCUCCUGAGAAAAAUGUUUUACAAGGGCAGCAUGAAGCGGACAAAAUCUGGAGCAAAGAAGGAUUUUAUGCUGUUGUCAUUUUUCUCAGCAUCUUUGUUAUUAUAGUAACGUGUUUGAUGAUUCUUUACAGAUUAAAAGAAAGGUUUCAGCUUUCUUUAAGACAAGAUAAAGAGAAAAACCAGGAGAUCCACCUAUCGCCCAUCACAUUACAGCCAGCACUGUCUGAGGCAAAGACAGCCCACAGCAUGGUCCAACCUGAGCAGGCCCCAAAGGUACUGAAUGUAGUCGUGGACCCUCAAGGCCAAGGUGCUCCUGAGAUCAAAGCUACCACCGCUACCUCUGUCUGCCCUUCUCCUUUCAAAAUGAAGCCCAUAGGACUUCAGGAGAGACGAGGGUCCAACGUGUCUCUUACAUUGGACAUGAGUAGCUUGGGGAACAUCGAACCCUUUGUGGCUAUACCAACCCCACGGGAGAAGGUAGCAAUGGAGUACCUGCAGUCAGCCAGCCGAAUUCUCACAAGGUCACAGCUGAGGGACGUCGUGGCAAGUUCACAUUUACUUCAAAGUGAAUUCAUGGAAAUACCAAUGAACUUUGUGGAUCCCAAAGAAAUUGAUAUUCCGCGUCAUGGAAGUAAAAAUCGCUAUAAGACCAUUUUGCCAAAUCCCCUCAGCAGAGUGUGUUUAAGACCAAAAAAUGUAACCGAUUCAUUGAGCACCUACAUUAAUGCUAAUUAUAUUAGGGGCUACAGCGGCAAGGAGAAAGCAUUCAUUGCCACGCAGGGCCCCAUGAUCAACACCGUGGAUGAUUUCUGGCAGAUGGUUUGGCAGGAAGACAGCCCUGUGAUUGUUAUGAUCACAAAACUCAAAGAAAAAAAUGAGAAAUGUGUGCUGUACUGGCCGGAAAAGAGAGGGAUAUACGGGAAAGUGGAGGUUCUGGUUAUCAGUGUAAAUGAAUGUGAUAACUACACCAUUCGAAACCUUGUCUUAAAGCAAGGAAGUCACACCCAACAUGUGAAGCAUUACUGGUACACCUCAUGGCCCGAUCACAAGACUCCAGACAGUGCCCAGCCCCUCCUACAGCUCAUGCUGGAUGUAGAAGAAGACAGACUUGCUUCCCAGGGCCGAGGGCCUGUGGUUGUCCACUGCAGUGCAGGAAUAGGUAGAACGGGGUGUUUUAUUGCUACAUCCAUUGGCUGUCGACAGUUGAAAGAAGAAGGAGUCGUGGAUGCACUAAGCAUUGUCUGCCAGCUUCGUAUGGAUAGAGGUGGAAUGGUGCAAACCAGUGAGCAGUAUGAAUUUGUGCACCACGCUCUGUGCCUGUAUGAGAGCAGACUUUCAGCAGAGACUGUCCAGUGAGUCACUGAAGACUGGUCAGACCAUCCAUCUCUUGGGGUGAUUAAUCAAAUUACUCACCCAAGGCUUCUAGAAGGGGCUUCCUGCAAUGGAGGGAAGGAGAAGCUCUGAAGCCAACGUAUGGUAUGGAUGUGGAAGACUGGGCAACAUAUUAAAGAUUGCCAGCUCCUUAUGUACAUGAAUGCAUUCGUAAGCAUCCCCCAAAUUAUUUUGAAGGUUUUUUGAUGGUGAAGGUAUGAUAGGUUUCUUACACAGCCUAAGGCAGAUUUUGUUUUCUCUGUACUGACUCUAUCUGCCACACAGAAUGUAUGUAUUUAAUAUUCAGUGAUAUAUGUCAUCAGGUGAUGACUGGAUGAGCUGCUGAAGACAUUCGUAUUAUGUGUUAGAUGCUUUAAUGUUUGCAAAAUCUGUCUUGUGAAUGGACUGUCAGCUGUUAAACUGUUCCCGUUUUUAAGUGCUAUUACCUUUCUCAGUUACAAGAAUCUUGCUGCUAAAGUUGCAAGUGAUUGAUAAUGGAUUUUUAACAAAAUAAGUCUUUGUUUUUGAAAAACAAAAAUCAAAAGCAGUAACUAUUUUAUAUGGAAAUGUGUCUUGAUAAUAUUACCUAUUAAACGUGUAUUUAUAGUACCUCCUAUCAAACAAUUACAGAGCACAAUGAUUGUCAUUGGGUAUAUAUGUAUUUACUCUCCAUUAUUGGGCAUAGAGGUGGCUUCUGCUCCAGAACUCUAUCCACUAUAUUUCUAUACCGUGAGUCAUUUUACUUUCAAAGGAAAAAUUUGUAGCAACUAUGAAGUAUCAAGAAUUUUAAAUACUUGUCUCUCUUUUGCUAAGAAGGGAUUUUUGAACAUGCUGUCUACCUGGAAUCUCUCUCUCAACAAAAGGCAUAUGCCUCCAGGAAUGAUAUAACCUGUCCCAUUUUCAGAAGUUCCUUAUAAGGACAUUUCCAUGUACGUCCUUAACAUUUCUGAAAGGUUUCAAUCUUCAAGAAGCAAAAAAAAAUUUAACAACCCACAGCAAACACUAGCUGUUCUGCUUAAAUAAGAAUUUUUAAUGCAGCAAUGUUGACUUUGUUUCAUACUGCCAAUAAACUCUUAAUACUAACGACUGA
Cebus imitator (Panamanian white-faced capuchin) is the source of this 2889-nucleotide messenger RNA. It is a transcript of the gene PTPRR, whose product is annotated as protein tyrosine phosphatase receptor type R. The transcript is spliced from 13 exons. Gene Ontology annotation, molecular function: protein tyrosine phosphatase activity. The coding region runs from base 177 to 1784 and encodes 535 amino acids. The record is from RefSeq and is a predicted model, not a curated record. NCBI's taxonomy places the organism in Eukaryota, Metazoa, Chordata, Mammalia, Primates, Cebidae. Gene Ontology annotation, biological process: protein dephosphorylation.